Messenger RNA from Drosophila nasuta, 3316 nucleotides. It is a transcript of the gene eRF3, whose product is annotated as eukaryotic translation release factor 3. Bases 614 to 2524 code for a protein of 636 amino acids. Gene Ontology annotation, molecular function: GTP binding; translation release factor activity; GTPase activity. The record is from RefSeq and is a predicted model, not a curated record. Gene Ontology annotation, biological process: nuclear-transcribed mRNA catabolic process, deadenylation-dependent decay; translational termination. The transcript has 7 exons. Lineage: Eukaryota; Metazoa; Arthropoda; Insecta; Diptera; Drosophilidae.
GUCUCCAUCCCUGGCUUUGGCAACGCGUGGCGGUGAAACGUGUAAAAUUUUUUGUUAGAAUUUGCAUCAAUUCGCAAAUUUCUACCGCACAAACAAAUUUGUUUUUGUUGGUCAGUCAAUUUACAACUGUGCAUGAGCAGAAAUUAAGCAGCGACAAGUGUUGUUGCAGAGGAUAAAAACGGUGUUGAGCGUGUGAAAAGUUUUGUUCGUCACACACACACAACAUCAUAAUUGUGUCGUACUGCCAGACAGUGAAGUGAGUGAAGAAAAGUGGCAAGUAAAAAAAGUAGCAAAGUUUUUAAGUUGGCGACGACGACGUUGAAACAAUAACAAAAUAUAUCACUAAUCUAAAAGGCUGGUCCCCUGCCCCCUGCCCGUUACUCCAACAAACUACAAAUAAAACAACGACGACAAGACCGCGUGUUUGUGUUUGUGUGUGUGAAGAAGCAGCGAGGAAGAAGAAGAAAGAGGGCGAAAGUGUGUCGUCGUCGCAGUGUGUUUGUGAGUGUGCUGCGUUGCCCUCUGUGUGUGUGAGUGUGUGCGUGCGUAUGCAGUGAAAAUUUCCACAAAGAAUUGAAAGAGAUUUUGAAACAGGCAAACAACAGCAACAACAAUGGCCGCGCAGGAAAACACGGAAAUUACAACAAAAUUCAGCAAGCUGAAUGUGAAUGCAGUGGAAUUUGUGCCCAGCUUUAAUUACAGCAGCGCUGCCAGCGCCGCAGCUGUUGCAGCCGCCGCUGCCGCUGUCGUCGUCAAUGCGCCGCCGCCGUCGUCACAACAGCAGUCGACUCCAGUGGAUAAUGCGGCUGUUGCCACUGCAACUGAAGCAGGAACUGGAUCGGUGCCGGUUUCGGGAAGUGCCACACCUGCCACAACGCCCGAUUCCACGGGAAGCGUUGGCUCCACAAAUGCAUUAAAUGCCGCCGCCUCCGCUGGCGUUGCAGCAGCAGCGCCGUCAUCGGGAGCAGCAUCGAACUCGGCGUCGCCAGCGCAAGGUUCGCCAGUAACCACGCCUUCGACGGCAACGGCGGCAGCGCUGCCGCCCAUUGAGAACAUCAAUGCAGCGGACAAAGUGACAGCCAACAAUGAAACCGAUCCUGCUGACAGCUGGGAUGUGGAGGAGGAUGCGAUCAUAACACCCGAAGAUGAGGAGGCCGAGGACACUGAAUUCACGGAGGGCGAAGCCACGCCGAAGGUCUCAAAGAAAAAGGUCGUCAAGGUGGAGGAAAACAGAAGCAAGCGCGAGCAUGUCAACGUUGUGUUCAUUGGACAUGUUGAUGCUGGUAAAUCAACAAUUGGUGGUCAGAUCAUGUCCUUGACGGGCAUGGUGGACAAACGUACUCUGGAGAAAUAUGAGCGAGAGGCACGCGAAAAGUCCCGUGAGAGUUGGUAUCUUUCGUGGGCGUUGGACACAAACCAAGAGGAGCGCGACAAGGGCAAAACUGUGGAAGUGGGACGCGCCUUUUUCGAAACAGAUCGCAAGCAUUUCACCAUUCUGGAUGCGCCAGGACACAAGAGCUUUGUGCCAAACAUGAUUGGUGGUGCGGCGCAAGCAGAUCUCGCAGUGCUCGUCAUUUCAGCGCGAAAGGGCGAAUUCGAGACGGGCUUCGAUCGAGGUGGACAGACGCGCGAGCAUGCGAUGUUGGCCAAGACGGCGGGCGUUAAGCAUUUGGUCGUGCUGGUCAAUAAAAUGGAUGAUCCAACGGUGAAUUGGGAUCAGGGGCGAUACAACGAAUGCAAAGACAAGAUACUACCAUACCUCAAGAAGCUGGGCUUCAAUCCAGCCAAGGAUCUUACCUUUAUGCCUUGCUCGGGUCUCAGCGGCUAUGGCCUUAAGGAUCAGGUGCCAGAGACGCUGUGCACCUGGUACAGAGGGCCUGCCUUCAUACCGUUCAUCGAUGAGCUGCCCUCGCUUAAUCGCAAAACAGACGGCCCCUUCAUCAUGCCCAUUGUGGACAAAUACAAGGACAUGGGCACAGUAGUCAUGGGCAAAGUGGAGUCUGGUAUGGCGCGCAAAGGUCAAAACUUGCUCGUGAUGCCAAAUCGGACGCAAGUUGCCGUGGAUCAACUGUUUUCAGAUGAUUAUGAAGUGACAUCUGUGGGUCCUGGCGAGAAUGUCAAGAUCAAGCUGAAAGGCAUCGAAGAGGAGGAUGUUUCGCCCGGUUUUGUGCUCUGUGAUGCCACCAAUCCCAUCAAAACGGGCAAAGUCUUUGAUGCUCAGGUCGUAAUUUUAGAACACAAAUCAAUUAUCUGUGCGGGCUACUCGGCCGUCAUGCACAUACAUUGUGCCGCCGAAGAAGUAACGGUGAAGGCACUCAUCUGUUUGGUCGACAAAAAGACUGGUGAGAAAUCAAAAACACGUCCACGAUUCGUUAAACAGGAUCAGGUCGCAAUAAUGCGCAUUGAAUGCUACGGAAUGAUUUGCCUUGAACAGUUUAAGCUAUUCCCCCAAAUGGGCCGCUUUACGCUGCGAGAUGAAAAUAAAACUAUUGCCAUCGGCAAGGUACUCAAGGUGAUCGAAUAAAUUGAGCCAAGCUAUAUUCGAGCGCCCCGCCUUUCACUGCGGCUUUAUAGCAUCAACAACAACAACAACUGCACCAUUCAACAACGUAUGCCAGACGACAGAAAUGAAAAUAACGCCAACCGCCAACGCCACGCUUUCUUCACAGAAUUGACACACACACUUAAUUACACACUCAGCUCACACAACAAUUAAGUUACUUUACUUUCUCCACAAACAUUAUUACGUAUGCAGAACAACAACAACAAACAAACAACAAUAGCAAUUGAUUAGAGAAGGUUUAUAGCAAGUAUCUAAGAUAGAAAUCGAAGCAAAACGUGAGAAAUAUAGUUCGGUAGAGAGACAACAACAAAAAAAGGAGAGAGAGAGAUAGUGGAUAAAAGAGAGAUUGAUCAAUCAUGAAGCGAUUGAGAAAGAGAGCAACAGAAAUGCAUUAUAUAUGAAUAUAAACAAACUAUAUUAUGUAUAACUAAAUCAUGGAAAAUUAACAAACAAAGAUGUACUAUUUAUAUAUACAUACAUGCAAUAUGUAUGAGUGAAAGAGAGAUAUUGUCGGUUUAUGAUUACGUUUAUUCAAUGAGCACCACGUAAUUGGGAAUUGUUUUGGCUUGUGUUGUGGCCAACUCAAGGACAUUGAGCAUCAGCUGCAGAGAUCAGUUUAUUACUUGUAACUUGUAAGCAAAAAAACAUAUAGUAUGCGAGUCGUGAAUUUUUUAAAACUAAAAGCUGCAAGCUAAACAAUUUUUAUAUUUAUACAAAAACAAAACGUAAACGAUAAAUAGUUGUCAAUCCUCC